AUUUGAGCUGGUCCCAACUCGCGGUUUAAAUAGUGAACGAUUGCAAUGGACGAUCAGAAUUCUAUACGGUCAACGAUGUCGCAUUGUCGCUGUAAAAGUGUGAACACGAAUUCGGGCUUUGGGCUUAGAUGUCUGUCCCGUUUAUAUUCAACUGUAUAGGACUAGCACAGAUACAUAAUAAUGUAUUAUAUAUCUGUGAGGACAAGUGUACGAUUUUUUUACUGAACAUAUUAUUUUAUAAAUGGCACCCAUAAGUUAUGGGUGUAUAAUUAUGGCGUAUGGGUCAUAAUUAUAUUAUAUUAUCGGUGUUUAUACAAGACAGACCAUAGGACAAAAGUUGAAUUUUAAAGAAUAAAGAUAUAAAUUAUGUAACGUAAUUAUAGAUUUAUGAACUUUUGAUAUUAUUUUCGUCCGCAUCAUUAUAUAUGCGUUCGACCGCCACCCAAUCACCGAUGAGUUCGGUCAGUGUAUACCGGUCGGCUAUUAUCACUUCGCGUUGGCCUUGGCAGUUGGCACUUGACAUUCGUAGUUCACCGUUUGCCAUAGUUGGUUCAUCGCUCAUCAGACGUCGUUAUUUCUAGUCUGCCACCCCUACCGGUCAUCAGUCGAUCACUAACAUUUUAAUAUCAUAAAUCAUUUUUCGCUGAACGAAGACAGUGAGUGCAGUCCCGACCUCCGUACUCAGUACAAUAACCAAACGUCUAUUGAGCAUUAGCCAGAAUUCCAAGAUGCCUGUUAAAGUUGGAGAUACCGUGCCAAGCGUAGACUUGUUCGAAAACACACCCGCCAACAAAGUUAACAUUUCAGAACUGUGCAAUGGAAAAACUGUUAUACUUUUCGCAGUUCCCGGAGCAUUCACUCCAGGCUGCUCGAAGACACAUUUGCCCGGCUACGUAAACACUGCUGAAGAUCUGAAAAGUAAAGGUGUAGAUGAAAUUGUUUGCGUUUCUGUGAAUGAUGCCUUUGUCAUGGCAGCUUGGGCCCAAGAUCAAAAAGCUGAAGGAAAAGUACGAUUAUUAGCUGAUCCCAAUGCAGAACUCACAAAGGCUUUCGAUUUGGCCAUUGACUUGCCACCAUUAGGCGGCACCCGUUCCAAGAGAUACUCAAUGUUAAUCAAAAAUGGUAAAGUGGAACAAUUAAAUGUUGAGCCAGAUAACACUGGAUUGUCUUGUUCAUUAGCUAAUAAGAUUGUUUUGUAAUCUAACCUUAAUUUUAUUUUAUACUUUUUUCAAAUUUAUUUAUAUGAAUCUUUUACAAAAAUAGUGCUUUAACGAAAUAUAUACUAAUUUUUUUUUUCGGUGCAAAAAUUAUAGACAUAUAUUGUUUAAA
This is a messenger RNA of Aphis gossypii (cotton aphid), 1329 nucleotides long. RefSeq names its product peroxiredoxin-5, mitochondrial (gene Prx5). Gene Ontology annotation, biological process: cell redox homeostasis; cellular response to oxidative stress; hydrogen peroxide catabolic process. Gene Ontology annotation, molecular function: thioredoxin peroxidase activity. The coding region runs from base 729 to 1199 and encodes 156 amino acids. Lineage: Eukaryota; Metazoa; Arthropoda; Insecta; Hemiptera; Aphididae. The transcript is spliced from 6 exons. Gene Ontology annotation, cellular component: peroxisome; mitochondrion; cytoplasm. The record is from RefSeq and is a predicted model, not a curated record.